Messenger RNA from Tribolium madens (black flour beetle), 704 nucleotides. RefSeq lists its product as uncharacterized. The transcript has 2 exons. The coding region runs from base 188 to 496 and encodes 102 amino acids. Lineage: Eukaryota; Metazoa; Arthropoda; Insecta; Coleoptera; Tenebrionidae. The record is from RefSeq and is a predicted model, not a curated record.
CAAUGAAGCAAGCGUCCAAACAUUUCGUCCAAAUAAGUAAAUGACGGGAAGAGUUUGUGUGGAAUGGUCAAGCGAGCUUUGAAUACAGAUUUGGCCAAUUAAAAAGUGGGUGAACUAGUGAAAAUACCAAUAAGGUGUGUUACGUUCGGGUCAAUUGUUAUGCAGACGGUUUUCGAAAGAACGCACGAUGAAUAAAUUGCUUUGGGGUGGAAUUGGAUCAGCUCUAAAAAUAAGAGUUUUCUGCAUUGAGUCACUCUUGAGCAAUAAUCGCUUAUCUAAAUUAGCAAACAAAUAUUCACUGGCAACAGAAAUAUCGUUUAUUCAUCAUGUGCAAGUGGCUAUGGCGACGUUGCUCUGGAAAAUCCUCCUACGGGGUGAGAUCGAACGAAUCCCGCAAAUCCAGCGUGGCAGAUAUUCCCGGGAUGGAAGAAGAAGUCAAGGUGGAAUCCCCUUCGGAGUCGUACAGAGUGAUGAAGGACAACUAAAGACGAAAUAAUGUUACUGUUACAAUGAAAAGUCUUGUCAUUGGUGGCGAAAUGUAAUCACGCUCACGUUAUUUGCUUUACAUAAAAGAGAAACGACAUCAGUUCCCGAUUUCCAUCGCAUGAAAUUGUAGUCACAUAUUCGUAGUUUAUACAAAAUAAAUAUGUAAAAGCGCAGUCGUUUUCUAAACUAAUAAAUCUGUACGGUUAGUUGGUAUAAAU